CGGCUCAUAAGGGGGCAGGUCUGGGCCGCUGGGCUCAGCUGUCUCUCGGUGCGGCCUGGAGGGCGCCGGGCUGCAGGGGCCGCAGGGAGAGGCCGCGUCCAUCCAGGCCCGGGGAGCCAGCCGCCAGGCUGCUGCGUUCAGCACCUUCCCCGGUAGCCUGUGACUUGGAGGCAGCAUGAAGUUCGCGGACAAAGCGGACUCGGGGAGACACUGCAUCCGAGCCAAGCACGUGGCGGUCAUCUGCGCCGUGGUGGUGGCCGUGGGGCUCAUCGUGGGGCUGUCCGUGGGCCUGACCCGCUCGUGUGACGCUGCAGGCGGCACGGGGCAGGGCCCGGGGACCCCGGCUCCGCCGCCCCCGUCCGCGGUCCCGUCGGGGGUCCCCCCGCAGGACCAGAGCGCCUGCCCGGCCAGCGAGGACGCCAACGGGCCGUGGGCCGGCUUCCGGCUGCCAGACUGGGCCAGCCCGGUGCACUACGACCUGGAGGUGCGGCCCGAGCUGGAGCUGGACACCUACGCCGGCAACGUGAGCAUCGCGCUGCGCCUGGAAGCGUCCACGCGCCACCUGUGGCUGCACCUGCGCGACACGCGGCUCACGCGCGUCCCCGAGCUGCGCUCGCCCGCGGGCUCCCUGGUGCGCGUAGCGCGCUGCUUCGAGUUCCGCGCGCAGGAGUUCGUGGUGCUGGAGGCGGCCGAGGAGCUCCCCGCCUCGGGCGCCGCGCUGUACAGCCUGCGCCUGGAGUUCGCGGGCCGGCUGGACGGCUCGCUCGUGGGCUUCUACCGCACCACCUACACGGAGGGCGGCCAGCUCAGGAGCAUUGCGGCCACUGAUCAUGAACCAACAGAUGCCAGGAAAUCCUUCCCCUGCUUUGAUGAGCCCAACAAAAAAGCAACUUACACAAUAUCCGUCGUCCACCCGAAUGAAUAUGAGGCACUUUCCAAUAUGCCAGUGGAGAAAAAAGAGCCACUGGAUGACAAAUGGACUCGAACAACUUUUGAGAAGUCUGUCCCCAUGAGCACCUACCUGGUGUGCUUCGCUGUACACCAGUUCACCUCCGUACAGAAAACCUCAAACAGUGGGAAGCCUCUCACUAUUUAUGUCCAGCCAGAGCAAAAACACACAGCUGAAUAUGCUGCAAACAUAACAAAAAUUGUGUUUGAUUACUUUGAAGAAUACUUUGGUAUGAAUUAUUCUCUUCCUAAGUUAGAUAAAAUCGCGAUUCCGGAUUUUGGCACGGGCGCCAUGGAGAACUGGGGACUCAUCACGUACCGGGAGACGAACCUGCUCUACGACCCCCAGCAGUCGGCCUCUGCCAACCAGCAGCGGGUGGCCACUGUGAUCGCCCACGAACUGGUGCACCAGUGGUUUGGAAAUAUCGUGACCAUGGACUGGUGGGAUGACUUGUGGCUGAAUGAGGGUUUUGCCUCCUUCUUUGAGUUCCUGGGAGUAAACCACGCAGAAAAAGACUGGCAAAUGCUGGACCAGGUGUUACUUGAAGAUGUAUUACCUGUACAAGAAGACGACUCUUUACUGUCUUCUCAUCCAAUUGUUGUCUCCGUGGCGACCCCUGCUGAAAUCACAUCUGUUUUUGAUGGAAUAUCCUACAGCAAGGGAGCUUCCAUUCUGAGAAUGCUGGAAGACUGGAUGACUCCGGAGAAGUUUCAGAGAGGAUGUCAGAUUUACUUGCAAAAAUUUCAAUUCAAGAAUGCAAAAACUUCAGAUUUUUGGGAAGCCUUGGAAGAGGCCAGCAGCCUGCCCAUACGGGAAGUGAUGCACAGCUGGACCAGCCAGAUGGGCUACCCCGUGCUGACCGUCAGCAGCGGCAGGGCCGUCCGGCAGCAGCGCUUCCUGCUGGACGCCAGCGCGGACCCGGCGCAGCCGCCCUCGGCCCUCGGUUACACAUGGAAUAUUCCAGUUAGAUGGACCGAAAAAAAUCUAUCAGAUAUUACAGUCUACAAUAGGUCAGAAAAAGGAGGAAUCACUUUGAACUCCCUUGAUCCUACUGGAAAUGCUUUGCUCAAAAUAAACCCAGAUCAUAUUGGGUUUUAUCGUGUAAAUUAUGAAGUACCAACUUGGGGAUGGAUAGCUUCUGAUCUUGACUCAAACCACACGAACUUUUCUUCUGCUGACCGUGCAAGUCUUAUUGACGAUGCUUUUGCCUUGGCAAAAGCUCAGCUUCUAAAUUAUAGUGAGGCUCUGAACUUGACCAAGUAUCUCAACUGGGAACGGGAUUAUUUACCAUGGCAGAGAGCCAUCUCAGCCGUGACCUACAUCAUCAGCAUGUUUGAAGACGAUAAGGAGCUGUACCCACUGAUUGAGGAAUACUUCCAAAGCCAAGUGAAGCCCAUUGCAGAUUCUCUGGGAUGGAAAGAUACUGGUGACCACCUCACAAAGUUACUCAGAGCCUCUGUGUUAGGCUUUGCCUGCAAGAUGGGUGAUACAGAAGCUUUGAACAAUGCUUCCCAGCUAUUUGAACUGUGGCUAACUGGGACUGUAAGUAUUCCUGUAAAUCUCAGGCUUCUGGUUUACCGGUAUGGGAUGCAGAACUCUGGCAAUGAGGCUUCAUGGAACUAUACUCUAGAACAGUACCAGAGUACUUCGCUAGCUCAAGAAAAAGAAAAACUGCUGUAUGGAUUAGCAUCAGUGAAGAGUGUUCCUCUUUUGGCAAGGUAUUUGGAUUUGCUCAAGGACCCAAACCUUAUUAAAAGUCAGGAUGUGUUUACAGUCAUCCGAUACAUCUCAUACAACAGCUAUGGGAAGAGCAUGGCCUGGAACUGGAUACAGCUCAACUGGGACUAUCUUGUCAACAGAUUUACGAUCAAUGACCGAAACCUGGGCCGGAUCGUCACAAUAGCAGAGCCAUUCAACACGGAGUUGCAGCUCUGGGAGAUGAAGAGUUUUUUUGAAAAAUAUCCAGAUGCUGGAGCAGGAGAAAAACCUAGGGAACAAGUCCUGGAAACAGUGACAAACAAUAUUGAAUGGCUAAAGCAAAAUAGAGACGCCAUACGAGAGUGGUUUUCUGAUUUACCAAAGAAGGGUUAAUGUGUUCAAAUGUCAUUUUAAUUUUAUGACUAUCGUUUUUCCUAUUAAGCAAAACAUUUGGUACCUAAUUUACCAGCAGUGCAGAGGGACCUGAUAGGCAUGCUUCUGAUGCUGCUGCUUUUGCUAAGUGCUGCCUCGAUAUCUUGCAAAGCUUUUAAAUUGUUCUUCUUUGUUUGUGAAGGAAGAUACUAAUAGAGUAUUUAAUAUACUCAGGGAUUUCUUCUAAAUGUACUUCAUAAGAGAUUCUUUACAAACUGAAGAGAAUUUAAUAGUCAUUUUAAUGUCUUUAAAUAUCAUUCUUUGUAUCUUAAAUCUGUGAAAAUAGAACAAUUUGGUCUUAGCUUUACAUUUUCAGUACCAAAGAAACACCACUUAAUCUUCUCUCUUGAUUGAUUUUUAAAGUUUAAAUAUCAGUACUUGAGGGACAUAUUACCAUCUUAAUCUUUAUUUUAUUAUUCUGAAUUACACAGACCUAAUAUCAUUUUAUUCACAUAUGUCUUACUACUUUAAAUCCUACCAAAGUAACCUGGGCUUAAGUUUUGCUGGAGGACUGCAUGAAUUAGCCAAAGAAAUGGCUGACUGUUGGUUUUUCUCUUAUAAAAUCAACAAGAGAACUCUUCGUUCUUUUUAAAAAUAAAUCUAAAUUAUUACCUUGAAAAAUAUUGUUUUUCGGUGUCACUUUCUCCUAAAUAAACAUGACAACGGCA
This is a messenger RNA of Heterocephalus glaber (naked mole-rat), 3747 nucleotides long. RefSeq names its product glutamyl aminopeptidase (gene Enpep). Gene Ontology annotation, molecular function: metalloaminopeptidase activity; zinc ion binding; peptide binding. Gene Ontology annotation, biological process: regulation of blood pressure; peptide catabolic process; proteolysis. The record is from RefSeq and is a predicted model, not a curated record. Gene Ontology annotation, cellular component: plasma membrane; cytoplasm. Lineage: Eukaryota; Metazoa; Chordata; Mammalia; Rodentia; Bathyergidae.